UCCGGGUCGUCGUUGUGCUCUCAAUGAUGGAGGACGUUCCUGUGAAAAGUGUGCAAAGUUGCGAUGACAUCGAUCGCGCGUCUAUUCAUCCGGUGACCGAGGUUCGAACAUGAGGCGCGGGAAGGCUCGAGCCAUACUUCCCGGAAUAAGAUCGGAUUCGAGGGAAAGUCAACGUCAUGUUGAGCGUCCUGGAGCCCGGAAAGCUUGUUCUAACCUUUCAAUCGAUCCCGCCGUUCGUCGUCGAGAGCAUUUUCGCGCUGACUCUCGCCCUGCUGCUGGCUGCGCCUUUAAUCCUUCAAGUUCAACACUUUUUAGAGGGCUCGUUGAAGACCGGCUCGAGGAGCCAAGGAGCUCGCCGAUCUUCCGGUGGACGAACCCGAAGUCAGCCGGUGGUAACUCACUACCCUGCCUCGGUGUUCGCGGACUCUGUCUCUAGCUCCGGCACGGAUCUGCGGCCGGAGUCGGUCCGCGAGGCGAUCUCGACGCCGCGUUUGCGGGCGAGCGGCGACAGCAUCCGGAAUCGCGGCAGCCUGGAAAGCGGACAAGCGGAAAGCGAGCCGUCUUCGACGAUGAUCCUGACGGCGUACGAGGUCCCGCAGAAGGAGACGAUCCUGCAGCGCUCGUCGGCGCUCGCCGCUGCCAAGCAGCCGUUCGACGACGCGUUCGCCUACGAUUACGACGUCUACCGGCACAAGCUGAUCGAAGCGGCCCUCAAGGAACAGUACAACGACUACCAACCGCCCGGAGACGUCGUCCUCAACUCCAUCCACCUGAACACCAACGACUCCACGGUCGCUGUGCGCCUCGACGACCGCUAUCGUCACAGCAUCUUCGACUUCGUGGAGGAGCACUACGACGCCGCGAACGCGAUCGGCAAGAAGGACGCGGAACAGUUGGACCAGCUCGACCAUUUUUUGGUAAAGGGGCCACGGAAACUGGAGACCGUGGAGAAAGAGACCGAAACUAGGACUCCGGACGAAGGUCGCGAGCCUGCUCGCCGCGAUGGGAGAUCGUCCAAGGUCGACGACGACGACGACGACGCCGCUGCGAGAAGGAGGCGAUUAGACUCGAUCGCGAAGAAAGGUUCGAGAUCGUCGAAGCCACCGAGCUCGGCAGUCCUCUCGUCGCAGAAAAAGUCCAGCUACCCACGGCCGGCGAGUAAAAAGCUCGCCACGAAGUUACCGCGGGCAACGUCCAGCACGGACUCGGCGAGCGGGAAGCGGGACACGGCGUCGGAGUCGCCGAAACAGAACACCAGGCAGAACACGUUCUCCUCGAUCGACGGUGCCGAAAGGGACUCGAUCAACUGCACCACGAUCAGCUCGAUCGACUCGGAGAGCGUCCGCAGCGAGUCCAGCAAGCAUCCCGACGAUCGUUCCUGUCGCUCCCGCGAUUCCUCGGUGGCCUCGACCCGGGCUCCGUCGGACCGGUCGCAGGCGCGACCCUUCAAAAUCACCGGCCAUCUCCCGCCCUUCGACAAGAGACGCUCGAACGCCGGCAAGACGUCGCCCGGAACGCGAGAAACGAGAGAUCCAUCGAAGUAUCCGGGCCACGCGGGCAGGAAUCAAUCGAGCAGCCGGGCCGGUCAGCCGAGAAGCAGCCCUAUCGGGCGCGGAACUGCUCAGAAACAGACUUCGUUGACCGGAACGAGUAACUCGAAGAGUAACGAGCUGAGGAAGUUGGAACCUAUUCGAAGCGAAACCGAAGAAACGAACGUGCAGGCGAUGUUCUCGCCGAACGCGGGCUCGAGCUACGGCCAAUCGAACCGUCCGAGCUAUCCGAUCGCGAAAUCCGCGACGGAAUCGGCAGCCGGAGUUCGAGGGCCCGAGUCGAUUGGCUCGUUGGUCGAUACUGCUGGUCGGCCGUCGGUAGAGCCAAGGUUUAGGUCGGCCCGAUCGAACACGGCGUCGCACGGCCGCGAUAAACCCGAUCGUUUCGAACGGCCGAAGUCGUCGCCGGGGCGCGGACAGCUGGAGCAAUCCGCGAAACGUGGCCGCGAGAAACUGCAGAGGCCGAGGACCAUGGGUGCCGUGUCGAAGGCUGUUGCACCCGGUCCGAAUGCGGAGCGCUCGUCGGAGUCGUUGGCCGGCAAAGAACGAUCGGCCGGCAGAAAUGAUCGAGAGAGGAAAGGGUCGGCGAACGAGUCGACGGGAACGGUCAAAGAGGCUGAUAACAGUGUUCAAGGGGAUCAACCGAGGGCGAACAAGCAGCCCAGAUCGACUUUGUUCCAGGAAAGACGCGGCGGCCUUGAUCUGAUUAGUCGCGAAGGAGACGGGCACGAGGACGCCGGGAAAAUGGCCGACGAUUUCGAUCGCAGGAGAGCUGCUCCGCCAGCGAAACAUUUAGACGCGACGACCGCUAAAAAUAGCCCGGCUGCUGGCAGAAAGGCGCCGCCAGUGAGAUCGAGGACUCUGCGACAAGAUGGAGCCGGCGCCAGGAUGGCCGCGCGCCUGCAGGACAGCGUCAGAUCGAUGCCGAUCGGAUCGAGCGAGUCGCCGUCGAUCGAGAGGAGAGCUCUGAAAACCGUGCACUCCGAGGACACCGAUGCCAAUCGGUCGCCGAUGGCCAACGAUCGGUCGGAGAGGCUGAAGCUGCCGAGUCGGGACACGAAAGCCGGCAUCGCCAUGCAGGUCGGCUUGAAGAAGUACAUCAAGAAGAUGAGACGCGUGCUGUCCGAGCGCGACAACCCCGACAUCGACGGGCUGCUCUCACUGAGCCUCACGGAUGCCAUUUUGCCGGACAUCGAGUCGACCUUGUCCACCGUCGAGGUCCAACAAGUGCACACCGCGCUCAGCAUGGCGGAGAAGAAGUCCGAUAUGAUGCAGAACAAGCUACCCGCCGUCUUGUCCAACGAAUUAUGAGCACAGUAAUGUCUCCCUAAUUGACGCUCGGAUUGUCCAGAAAAAUGGACAAUUUUGGAA
Molecule: messenger RNA, 2921 nt
Organism: Megalopta genalis
Lineage: Eukaryota; Metazoa; Arthropoda; Insecta; Hymenoptera; Halictidae
Source: RefSeq, a predicted model, not a curated record